Messenger RNA from Lutra lutra (Eurasian river otter), 3007 nucleotides. It is a transcript of the gene FIGNL2, whose product is annotated as fidgetin like 2. NCBI's taxonomy places the organism in Eukaryota, Metazoa, Chordata, Mammalia, Carnivora, Mustelidae. Bases 889 to 2859 code for a protein of 656 amino acids. The record is from RefSeq and is a predicted model, not a curated record. Gene Ontology annotation, molecular function: ATP hydrolysis activity; ATP binding; microtubule severing ATPase activity. The transcript has 2 exons.
AAGGACCCAGCCUGGACUGGGGUCAAGGGCUGGGGUGGAUGGCCCCUCAGAUCUACUGGGCUACAAAGCAGAUAUAGAUAAGGGUGAAAAUGGAAGGCCAGAAGUGAGGGAGCUGUGCCCCUGGCUAAAAUGGGCAGCGAAUUACCUGGAAUGGAAGGGCCAGCAUCUGAGGGAUGGAGGGGAGACCGAGUGGGCAGCAUGAGCUUCCAAGGACAGGGCCCCUCAAGGGAGUGGCUGGGAGUUGCGUGAAAGGGGCUAAUCCCGGAGUAGGAGAGCGGGCCUGAGGUUGGGCUGUAUGUUUGGAGAGAGCCCAGUGGCCACAGCAGGAGCUGAGUGCUAGGGGCAGGGAGGAUACCAUGUGACAGAGACGAGGGGGAGCAGAGGGUCUGGCAGGGGCUGAGGAAGUAUGUGGGUAAGACCAGAUCCAGAGCUUUCUUUGUGUCCUUCUGGGAGGGGUCACACUUUUUUCCCCAGCAUGCUAAGGGGAAGUAUGAUCAAAAUCAAAUCUCUCUUCUCCAUAUUAAGGAGCCAAAGCACAGAUAAUAGUAAAUAGAAAAAACAAAACAGGUUUGGGGUCCAUGCCACAACACAGUAUUUGCAUUUGUAGAAAUUUUUUUUUUUUUUUUAGAUUUAUUUGUGAGAGAGAGAGAAUGAGUACUGGGUGGGGGAGAGGGAGAGCGAAUCUCAAGCCGACUGCCACUGAGUGUAGAGAGCAACGUGGGGCCUAGUCUCAGGACCCUGAGAUCAUGACCCAAGCCGAAAUCAAGAAUCAGGUGCUCCGCAUCUGUAGAACUCUGAUGUUACCUCACAGAACCCGGCAAACUAGGACCACUUGUGGUUUCCGAAGUCCUGGGAAAUUAACCCCCGGUGACUCAAGCUCUGUCGAAGAUGCACUGGACACCGGAACACGCCCAGCCCCUCAACCAGUGGCCAGAGCAGCACCUGGAUGUCUCCUCCACUACCCCGUCGCCAGCCCACAAGUUGGAGCUGCCCCCGGGAGGUCGCCAGCGCUGCCACUAUGCUUGGGCACACGACGACAUCUCUGCCCUCACAGCCUCCAACCUCCUCAAGCGCUACGCAGAGAAGUACUCAGGGGUUCUGGACUCACCCUACGAGCGCCCCGCGCUGGGCGGCUAUGGCGACGCCACCUUCCUCAACGGCGCCAAGGGGGACCCCGAGCCCUGGCCAGGGCCGGAACCCCCCUACCCCUUGGCCUCCCUCCACGAGGGCCUCCAGGGAACCAAGUCCGGUAGCGGGGGCGGCUCUGGGGGCCUCGGGGGCUCCCCGGUUUUAGCCGGGAACCUGCCUGAACCCCUCUAUGCCGGUAACGCGUGCGGAGGCCCGUCGGUGGCGCCCGAGUACGGGGCGGGCUACGGCGGGGGGUACCUGGCCCCCGGCUACUGCGCGCAGACCGGCACCGCGCUGCCCCCGCCGCCCCCUGCCGCGCUCCUGCAGCCUCCGCCUCCGCCGGGCUACGGCCCCUCGGGGCCUCUGUACAACUACCCCGCGGGGGGCUACGCGGCGCAGCCGGGCUACGGGGCCCUCCCGCCGCCGCCCGCCCCGCCGCCGGCCCCCUACCUGACCUCGGGUCUGGCGGCGCCCACGCCCCUGCCUGCGCCCGCGCCGCCCCGGCCGGCGCCCACCUCCUACGGCUUCCAGGCUGCCGAGGCCGGUGUGUCGCUGAAGCGCAAGGCUGCCGACGAGGGCGCGGAGGGCCGCUACCGCAAGUACAUUUACGAGCCCGCCAAGGCCCCGGCGGCCGACGGCGCCUCCUACCCCAACACGGACAACGGCGAGUGUCGGGGCAACGGGUUCCGGCCGAAGCCUCCGGGGGCCGCGGAGGAGGCGUCGGGCAAGUACGGUGGCGGCGUCCCCCUGAAGGUCCUGGGCUCUCCCGUCUACGGCCCGCAACUCGAGCCCUUUGAGAAGUUCCCGGAGCGCGCCCCGGCGCCGGCUCCCCGCGGGGGCUUCGCGGUGCCGUCGGGAGAGCCCCCUAAAGGCUUGGACCCGGGGGCCUUGGAGCUGGUGACGAGCAAGAUGCUAGACUGCGGGCCCCCGGUGCAGUGGGCAGACGUGGCGGGCCAGGGCGCGCUCAAGGCGGCGCUGGAGGAGGAGUUGGUGUGGCCCCUGCUCAGGCCGCCCGCCUACCCCGGCAGCCCGCGCCCGCCGCGGACCGUGCUGCUCUUCGGGCCGCGGGGCGCGGGCAAAGCGCUGCUGGGCCGCUGUCUAGCCACGCAGUUGGGCGCCACGCUCUUGCGCCUGCGCGGAACUACGCUGGCCGCGCCAGGCGCCGCCGAGGGCGCGCACCUCCUCCAGGCCGCCUUCGCGGCUGCGCGCUGCCGCCCGCCCUCUGUGCUUCUCAUCAGCGAGCUGGACGCGCUGCUCCCGGCUCGGGAUGACGGCGUCGCCGCUGCGGCAGGCGCGCUGCAGGCGCCGCUCCUGGCUUGUCUGGACGGCGGCUGCGGCGCAGGGGUCGACGGCGUGCUGGUCGUGGGCACCACCUCGCGGCCCGCGGCUCUGGACGACGCCACCCGGCGGCGCUUCGCUCUCCGCUUCUACGUGGCGCUGCCCGAUGGGCCUGCCCGCGGGCAGAUCCUGCAGCGGGCGCUGGUCCAGCAUGGCUGCGCGCUGAACGAGCGGGAGCUCGCGGCCCUGGUGCAGGGCACCCAGGGCUUCUCCGGGGGCGAGCUGGGGCAGCUGUGCCAGCAGGCAGCGGCCGGGGCGGGCCUCCCCGGGCUGCAGCGGCCCCUCUCCUACAAGGACUUGGAGGCAGCGCUAGCCAAGGUGGGCCCUAGGGCCUCCCCCAAGGACCUGGACUCGUACGUGGAAUGGGACAAAAUGUACGGCUCCGGACACUGACGGCGCGCCCUAAGGCCGCGGGAGCAGCCGCCCCUCCCUCCCCGCCCCUCUCUCCCCGCCCCUCCGGUCGGGAGGUUGUCUUUAGCCAAACCGGGCUGGGAGGGGGCCGGAGUGAUGAAAGUGGGCUGGGGGGGGGGGCGCUGCCGGU